AACCUCUUCAUCCUGCCCGAUCACUCGACAACAACAUCGCUCCGAAGAGCGGUUCAAGCUAGCAAUAUGACUCUCCUCCACCUGCUAUCCUACGUCGGUAGCGUGGUCGCUUUCCUGUUCGUCACGCUAUCACUAGCGAGCGGUCUGUUAUGGCUGGCCGAGCUGAUAGAAGAACACUCGAAGACGGCGAAAGCGAUUGGGAUGCGGACGGUCUACGGCAUCAUGGCAGUCCAUGUCCUCCUAUUCAUCUUCGACCACCUCCCCUUCACCCUCAUCGCCUUCUCCCUCGCCGCCCACGCCGUCUACCUAACAAACUUCACCCCCCAAUGGCCCUUCAUCUCCCUAACCUCCCCGCGGUUCCUCUUGUCCUGCGUGAUGGUCGUCGCAGACCACUUCCUCUGGUUCUUCCAUUUCGCGGAAAAAGCACAAGAGGCGAAAGCCAAGAGACAGCCUAGGUAUAGGUACGGAGCCAAGGCUACAACGACGAAAGGGUCGGAGGAUGCGCCUAGUUUUAUGGACGUGGCGGCCUUUUUCGCGAUCUGUGUUUGGUUGGUGCCGUUGUUCUUGUUCUUGAGCUUGAGCGCGAAUGAUAAUGUCUUGCCCUCGCAAGAUACGAUCCCCGGCACGCCCUCCUCCAUACCUGGCCAACUCGACCUCGGAACCCCCAAAGAAUUCCCCCAUCCCACCUCCAAAUCGUUCACAUACACCGUCCCCCGAACAUCCCUAGUCAAGUCCAUCCUGGCCCCCUUACUCUCCCUCUUACCCAGGAUCGGGACCAGGACCAAACGUAACGACGAGGGUAUCAUCGCUCCUCGAACACCUAUCCGGGGCUCUCCAAUGCCUUCCCCGAUCAUCCAACCUCAAGGGUAUUCACCCUGGGGCGCUGUACCGGACUCUCUCGGCCUAGGAGGAUCAUCGAACACAUCGACAUUAACCCCCGGAGGAGGAGGUAUGAACGCGCCUCCUCCUCGACGGACGGCUAGCGAGGUGAACGUGAGCGGGUCUACGGGGAGCAGCGUGAUGCCUCGACGGAGCGUCAGUCCAGGAGGGGUUUCGAUGUCGCUCAGUCCGGAUCAUUCGGCUUCUUUGGCAUCACAUUCAUCACAUUACGGGAACUCGAAUGUGAACGCCAAUGGGAUUGGGAACUCGAAUGGGAAUGGGAUGACGACGACGUAUAUGAGCGAAGAGCCCGGAUCGAUGUCCACAGGUCGGUCCGUGUCACCCGGUCCUGUUAUGAUGAUGGCGGGUAGUAAUCCUAGUGGGGCGGGGUUGACGGCGAGAAGAGCUGGGAGGAAGGACGAUUGA
Molecule: messenger RNA, 1305 nt
Organism: Filobasidium floriforme
Lineage: Eukaryota; Fungi; Basidiomycota; Tremellomycetes; Filobasidiales; Filobasidiaceae
Product: putative endoplasmic reticulum protein
Exons: 5
Coding region: 67-1305 (412 amino acids)
Biological process (GO): endoplasmic reticulum to Golgi vesicle-mediated transport
Cellular component (GO): COPII-coated ER to Golgi transport vesicle; Golgi membrane; endoplasmic reticulum membrane
Molecular function (GO): COPII receptor activity
Source: RefSeq, a predicted model, not a curated record